Elaeis guineensis (African oil palm) is the source of this 1105-nucleotide messenger RNA. NCBI's taxonomy places the organism in Eukaryota, Viridiplantae, Streptophyta, Magnoliopsida, Arecales, Arecaceae. The record is from RefSeq and is a predicted model, not a curated record.
GAGAACACCGGCCAUCUGGUCCAAGGGCCGCGGCCAUGCAGCUUUUCCUCUCUCACUUCCUCCCCUCGGAAUCCACGGAAAUGGAGUUCCUCUGAAAGUUAGAAGGAAACUAGAAGAAAAAAGGGUGAGAAUCUCGAUUUGGAAGUGGAUUUCCGGGGAGUUGGAGUAAAGAGCAAGGAGAUCAUGGGGAGGGGGAAGAUUGAGAUCAAGAGAAUUGAGAACACUACAAACCGCCAAGUGACCUUCUGCAAGCGGAGGAAUGGUUUGCUGAAGAAAGCCUAUGAAUUAUCGGUUCUUUGUGAUGCAGAGAUCGCGCUCAUCAUCUUCUCAGGCCGUGGCCGGCUCUAUGAGUACUCCAAUAACAGCAUCAAAUCAACCAUUGAGAGGUACAAGAAUGCAUGUGCUGAUAGUUCAAAUUCAGGUGCUAUUAUAGAUGUUAAUUCUCAACAGUAUUAUCAGCAAGAAUCAGCAAAACUGCGCCACCAGAUCCAAACAUUACAAAAUGCAAAUCGGCACUUGAUGGGUGAUGCUCUGAGUUCUUUGAGUGUGAAGGAACUUAAGCAACUUGAAAACCGACUUGAAAGAGGCAUCACAAGGAUCAGAUCAAAGAAGCAUGAGCUGUUGUUUUCAGAGAUUGAGUACAUGCAGAGAAGGGAAGCGGAGCUUCAAAAUGACAAUAUGUGCCUCAGAGCUAAGAUUGCAGAGAAUGAGCAAGCAGCACUGCAGGUAAGCAUUGCACAAGAAGGACCUCAGUUUGAUGCUCUUCCAGCAUUUGAUUCUAGAAACUACUACCAUGUCAAUCUGUUGGAGGCUGCAACCCAUUACUCCCACCAACAAGAUCAAACAGCUCUCCAUCUUGGGUAUGAAGCAAGAUCUGAUCAUGCUGCAUAGAGAAUUACUCCAAAUAUGUUUCCUGGCUAAUGGUGUGUGUGGGUUUUGAUCAUAUGAUCCUAACAUAAGACUGCCUAUGGUGUAUCAGAAUGGUCUCUUGGUAAACUGUCUUUGCCGAAAUCAUGUUGCAUCUUGAUGUGCUUUUACUUUGAUCAUAUAGUUGAUUGUAAAUGACCAUUAUAAACCAUACUAAAUGGGUUUCUUCUUGCCAAGC